AACAGGCCGCCAAAGUUUGCCGACAAGUAUGAGGAGCGCGAAUACCAGAAGGGUCGUCUAGCUGCGGCUUUCAGAAUCUUUGGAAAGUUCGGCUUCGACGAGGGAGUGGCUGGUCACAUCACUCUUCGUGAUCCUGUGAAUCCAGAGACCUUCUGGGUAAAUCCUUUCGGGUGAGCAGAUACUUGCAGCGUUGGUUUCAUGAUUCGGUUACUGAUACACCAGGUUCAGCGUGGCCUUCGCCUUGAUCAACAAGUCGGAUCUCAUUCAUGUCAAUGAGGAAGGCGAGAUUAUCGGUGGUGGCGAGACUAGACUGCUUAACACAGCAGCAUUCAUGAUCCACAGCGCCAUCCACAAAGCGAGACCUGAUGUGAUCGCUGCUGCACACAGUCACAGCAUAUACGGAAGGUCCUUCUGCACCUUGGGCCGAACACUGGACACAAUCACACAAGAUGCAUGCUCAUUCCACAAUGACCACGUCUUGUAUGAGUCCUUCAAUGGCAUUGUCCUUGCGGCCGAGGAAGGAGAGAACAUUGCCAAAUGUCUCGGUAACAAGAAGGCGGCACUCUUGCAAAACCAUGGUCUCCUGACUGUAGGCAAGACAGUCGAGGAGACAGUCUUCUGGUUUGUAUCCAUGGAGAAGUGCUGUCAAGCACAACUGCUAGCGGACGCCGCAGCAGGGGGUCGUGGAGGCGAGACCAAGAAGAUUGACGAGGAGGAUGCCGUUUACACACGCAAGGCGAUCGGCAGUCCCAUGGCAGGAUAUUUCAGUGCCAAGCCACUGUUUGAUGUGAUUCACAAGGAGACCGGAGGAGAUUACCUUCAGUGAUAUAGUCAGGGGCUCGUGUACGUAUGUAUGUAUCAGGCGUUUGUUACAAGGACUCGUCUCGUCUAAUUUCCGGGGCUGGAAUCAGCCGACGUAUUACAGUGAUCCGGCGGUCGUGAUAUCAGCCGAAGCAGUUGCCGGAUGAAUCCUGUACCGGAGGAGCUGUCUGCUAUGAAGUCCGCAAUCGCAAGACACACAGCGGUAUCAGCGUGAGCUAGAGAUUCGGUACGGGAAGCGCGAUGCUCCGAGGGUGAAAAGAUGUUAAGAUGAUUGGUCCACCAAAAAGAGGCAUUUUUGGGAGAGCAUGAGGCAGAAAUAGAACGGCAGAGCGGUUGUCGAAACGGGC
This is a messenger RNA of Aureobasidium subglaciale EXF-2481, 1169 nucleotides long. RefSeq lists its product as uncharacterized. The record is from RefSeq and is a predicted model, not a curated record. Gene Ontology annotation, cellular component: cytoskeleton. NCBI's taxonomy places the organism in Eukaryota, Fungi, Ascomycota, Dothideomycetes, Dothideales, Saccotheciaceae. The transcript has a single exon. Gene Ontology annotation, molecular function: actin filament binding. Bases 332 to 826 code for a protein of 164 amino acids.